Cladophialophora immunda is the source of this 3376-nucleotide messenger RNA. RefSeq lists its product as uncharacterized. NCBI's taxonomy places the organism in Eukaryota, Fungi, Ascomycota, Eurotiomycetes, Chaetothyriales, Herpotrichiellaceae. Gene Ontology annotation, biological process: proteolysis. The transcript has a single exon. Gene Ontology annotation, molecular function: dipeptidyl-peptidase activity; serine-type peptidase activity. The record is from RefSeq and is a predicted model, not a curated record. Bases 273 to 2981 code for a protein of 902 amino acids.
CUCCACCACCUCCACCGUCAUCAUCACCACCAUUGCACCACUCCAAUCAUACACGACCUCUUCAGAUCAUCACAGGCUUGGGGGCAGAAGGCCCUCUCGUUUCCCCACGCAAGCGAAUAUCACGCAGAGACGCUGCGAGCGCUGUCUUUCCCUUCACUUCCCAAUCUUUGUCAUGUACAGAUAAUCCCCCUCACUCCCAGUCGAGGUCGACCUCCCUUGCUUUCAGCCACGACGUCUUUCACUGGAGUCCGAGGAGGCAACCUCCCACCUCCAUGAUGGGGAGGGCCAGCGAGAGCCUACAAGAAGAGGAGGAGACGCUGAUAAGUAGGAGCCGCCAGUCUGCCGAUAAUCCAUACCCAAGGCCUUCGCAAGACAGCAUGACCACGGUCUCAACAGUGUCACUUGUUCUCGAGAGCCUAAACUCGUCAAUCCCCGUAAAGGAGCCCCUACAACCACCCUCAAGGUACCGCGACGACGAGAGCGAUCCCGAAUUACCCAGAUUCAAUGACAAGAAUUACACCAUUGGGGGGCAGCGCAUGUCCAAAGGCCUCCGUCGAGCAAUAUGGAUAGUCGCGGUCGUUGGGAUUAUUGGAUGGGGCUUGGCUGUAGUUGUCUUUGUGGCAGGUGGCCGAUAUAAACAUGCGUCGACUUUGGAUUACGACCACGAUACGCCAAUAAAGAGCUCGGCAAAGAAAGUCACCCUCGGACAAAUACAGACGGGGCAAUGGUCACCUAGAUAUGCCAAUAUUGAGUGGACUCCUGGUCCGAAUGGAGAAGAUGGGUUAUUGUUAGAAAUCAACCAGCCGAACCAGGACUACUUGGUGGUCGAAGACAUCCGAACUGGCACAUCUUCAGAAGCAAAUGCUUUCAAACGCACAACGCUGGUGAAAAGCGCCUGGAUCAAAUACGGAGGGCAGCAGCUUUGGACGUCAGAAUUCUGGGUGAGCCCAGAUAUGAAACAUGUGCUUCUUAUGGCGAACCCAGAAAAGGUUUUUCGACACUCUUUUCUCGGGCUGUAUUUCAUCCUCGACGUCGAGACACAGAACGUCCAGCCGCUAGAUCCAGCGUUCCCGGAGACCAAGAUACAGCUGGCUCAGUGGUCGCCCAGGAGUGACUCGGUUGUGUUUACAAGGGAUAACAAUCUCUUUCUCAGGCAUCUCUCGUCGCCCCAAGUGACGACCGUCACCACCGACGGAGGUCCCGAAUACUUCUAUGGCAUUCCCGACUGGGCCUACGAGGAAGAAGUCUUCGGGACCAACACGGCCACUUGGUGGGCACGCGAUGGUCAAUAUCUGGCGUUCCUACGCACGAACGAGACUACCGUCCCGGAAUAUCCCGUUCAGUAUUUCCUCUCGCGCCCGAGCGGAAAGAAACCCAUUGAAGGCCUCGAGAACUACCCGGAGGUAAAAGAGAUCAAGUAUCCGAAGGCUGGAGCACCAAAUCCUGUGGUUGAUAUGCUGUUUUACGACAUUUCAAAAGGCGAGGUGUUCUCCGUUGACAUUGAGGGCGGCUUCCCGGACGCAGACCGGAUCAUUUUCAACAUUGUAUGGGCAGACGAUGGAAAAGCACUAGUGUCUGAGUCGAACCGGGAAAGCGAUCGUGUCAGGAUUGUUCUGGUGGACGUCCCUUCUCACACAGGCCAUACCGUGAGGAUUGUGGACCUUAAAGACGUCGAUGGUGGUUGGAUUGAACCCAGCCAGCAAACCAAAUACAUACCCGCCGACCCUGCCAAUGGUCGACCUGAGGACGGCUAUGUCGACAUCGUCAUCUCUGACAAUGGUAACCACCUGGCUUAUUUCUCACCUCUCAACAGCUCAAUUCCGGUCAUGCUGACCAGAGGUAGUUGGGAAGUGGACGGCGGACCGGCAGCUAUUGACUUGAAGAACAACUUGGUGUAUUUUAUUGCUGCCAAAGAAGCGCCAACCCAGCGCCACUUGUACAGCGUCAAACUGGACGGGACAGACUUUGCCUCACUCGUGCCCACCGAUGAAGCUGCUUACUGGGAAUCAAGCUUCUCUGCAGGUGCAGGCUAUGUGAGCCUGAAAUACACUGGACCUGGCAUCCCUUAUCAGAAAGUCGUCUCUACCCCAGCCAAUCCUGACAAAGUUGAGGAAAUGCUUGAAGACAACCAGGAUCUGGCCAAGAUGGCCUCCUCCCAUGAACUCCCACAUCAAGUAUUCCAGAAUGUCACCAUUGAUGGCUCUAUACUGCAAGUGGUCGAACGACGACCUCCUCAUUUUGAUCCUAAGAAGCAAUACCCGGUCCUCUUUUACCUCUACGGCGGACCCGGCUCCCAAAUGGUCAACCGCCGCUUCCACGUCGACUUUCAAUCAUAUAUCGCGAGCUCACUCGGAUACAUCGUGGUAACCGUUGACGGGCGUGGAACUGGGUUUAUAGGCCGUAAAGCUCGCACCAUCAUCCGCAAUGAGCUCGGCACAUAUGAAGCCCACGAUCAGAUUGCCACUGCAAAGAUGUGGGCCAAAAGAUCUUACAUCGACGCCGACCGCAUUGCUAUUUGGGGAUGGUCCUACGGUGGCUUCAUGACAUUGAAAGUUCUCGAGACUGAUGCAGGCGAGACAUUUAAAUACGGCAUGGCGGUCGCGCCUGUGACGGACUGGCGAUUUUACGACUCCAUCUACACCGAAAGGUAUAUGCGCACGCCUCAAAACAACCCCCUCGGCUACUCAAAAUCGGCCAUCAGCAACGUCACAGCGAUAUCGCAGAACGUACGAUUCUUGAUCAUGCACGGCGUCGCAGAUGACAAUGUUCACAUGCAAAACACUCUGACUUUACUAGACAAAUUCGAUCUUGCAGGGAUUGAAAAUUACGACGUGCACUUCUUCCCUGAUAGCGACCAUUCGAUACUAUUUCACAAUGCGAAUCAUAUCGUGUACGAUAAGUUGGCGAACUGGCUGGUUAAUGCAUUCAAUGGGGAGUGGUAUAGGACGGAGGAUCCGAAGCCUAUAGAUUUGGGAAGCUGAGUUUAAGAAAAGUCAGGUAGGGUUGAGGGGAGGGCAAUUAUUGAUCCCUCCAUUUCCUCUCUGUUUGGACAAGGAUGAGCAUGAUCUCUGUAUAUUUCUACGUUGGGCUACGUAACGCCCUAUUGAGAAGGAUGACCUGGAAUGAGGAACAACUCUAGGUUUCUGUAUCAUCCACUUCUUCCUUCCACCGAGUCGAGCAACUGGACAGUUCCCGCUCCACCCUUGUCGCGGAUACUGCAUGGUGGCAAUAUCAGCUCUGAAACGUGCGAGAAGGGUCUAGUACUCCAUUCCACUUCCUGAUGUCCCACGUACUUACGCACGUAUACAACGGGCGUGUGUAGGGAUUGCAAAAAUGUGCUUGGUAUUGGCAACAGCCUAAUCUGGGUAUCUUGCCG